AUGGUACCAGGCGUAGUAGCAAACGGAGUAAGCCCGGACGCGGGAAUGGAGACGGGGACGGGAAUGGAAAAAGAGUACGACUACAUGUUGAAUGAGCAUAGAAUGUUGUGGCACAAGGGAGAUGAAGGAUACAGCAGAUUGUGGUGGAAGAUGGUAGAAGGAUCUAACGGACUACAUCUACACGGAAUGGAACCCCAAUUUGACCCCAAGAAGAAAAUAACGUUAUUGGCAGAUCCCAUGGCACCCGAUCACAACACGAACAGGUUCAACAGUGGUGAGACACAGACCUCUCGGCAACCCGUUGGACCCUCUACAGUAGAAGACGAAUCCGGUUCAGGCGCUGGGGAAGACCGGGUCCCAGAUGCCGAUGGAGUGAUCUUCAUUCAUUCUAUGUCUGUUCACUCUCCCAAUCUCAUAGCAGCUGUCACCCCACAUUUUCAUAUCAAUGAUGACCGUUUUUACCUUGAUGUAUCAGUCAGUAUAGACUCUACAGAGAAUACCCAUUGGACAGGUUACGACAAAUUUCUGCAAGAGUCAGCAAAUGUUCUGACUGCUUCCCUUUGGAGAGUGCCAUGGAGCAGCGCGACCGCCGCUCAUAUUAUAGACAGGAGCUUUUCCGCUGCUGUGUCAAACAUCAUUGAAAACGUGCAAGUCACCACAACCAUACAGCAUCAUGAACCUACCGCUACUCCAGCGGCAGCCUCUUCCCCUACACUCCACCAGAAAUGGGCCAAUCAGGGUCCCUCAGAUCAUGGGGAACCUGCCAUACAGUCCAAAGAGCUCAUCAAGUCAAGGGGCCCAGGAUCUACUGAAACAGUCCCGGUUCGAAUCACUUCCACCGCUGUCACUUCCACCGCUGUCACUUCCACCGCUGUCACUUCCACCGCUGUCACUUGCACCUGUUGGGAAAUCCAAGAAUCUGAUCCGAAAUUGCAUUAUCUGUCACACGGAGCUUCAUAUGUUGCAGGUUGGGUCGAGUUUGAUGGACUCCGUGGAAAUCGAGGUGUCUCUGGUGCUGUGAUGAAUCAUGUCUCCUCUGCAAUCAAUGUAGCCAAAGGAAGAUACUGA
Tremella mesenterica DSM 1558 is the source of this 1068-nucleotide messenger RNA. RefSeq lists its product as uncharacterized. The record is from RefSeq and is a predicted model, not a curated record. Lineage: Eukaryota; Fungi; Basidiomycota; Tremellomycetes; Tremellales; Tremellaceae. The coding region runs from base 1 to 1068 and encodes 355 amino acids. The transcript has 8 exons.